CUUAUUGAGCUUCUUGAUCAAUAGGUACAAAUUUAAACAAAAAUGUUCUUUUUCCAACCAUACCUAUAGCCGGUAGGUAAUUUGUUAUUACUUUUGUUAUCACUGAUUUUAUCUUCCUCUCACAAUCACAAUGUGAUAAUAUAAUAUCAGUACCAAAAUUAAACCCAAAAAUUUGAUUCUUAUACACCAAGAUCCAAAUUUUUGAAUAAGUUACUCUUAAACAAGCUCUCGUAACGGUUGUCACAUCAAUCAUGUGGACAUGGUAUAAGUUUGUCAUUCUAUUAGGCUUCCUUGCCCUUUUAAUCGGACAAAUAGAAUCGGCAAACAUCCUUGGAGUCUUCACUAGCAGCAGUCCGUCACAUCAAAUUGUUCACGUAUCCUAUGCCAAGGCUCUGGCCGAACGUGGUCACAAUGUAACAGUCGUAACAACAAUCCCCUUAAAGGACAAAAACCCCAAGUAUCUUCAUAUAUUAAUUACUCCAAGUGAUGCAGCAAACAAAAUAAUUGAUGCAAUGAAAGCAAAAGCCAGUGAAAAACCUGGCGGAUUAAUUGAUUCCGCUAAAACUGCCUUGGAUAAUCUACUAGCAUUGGGAAGUAUUCAAGCUGAUAGUCUGAAAGAUGAGCGUUUUCAAGACUUCAUGAACAAUCCCGAUAACAAAUUCGAUCUUUUAAUUGUUGGUUAUUUCUUGAAUGAUUUCCAUGUUGGUCUUGGAGCUCAUUUCAAGUGUCCAGUUGUUUUAAGUUGGGCAGGAGCUCCUCUCGAUAUGCUCAACAGAUAUGUUGGAAAUCCUGCAGAAAUCGCAUAUGUACAAGCGAUAAAUGUCUACGGUGCAUCAGACCCAACAAAAUUCACAGGAAGACUUAAAAACUUUUUUAUUUUUCUCAUGUCGAAGCUCAUGGAAACAAUAAUGAAUUUUCAAAUGAAGUAUUUAUAUGAGUGAGUGGAGAAAAUUUAACAAAUUGGUUCCCUUUUUUUGUUUUACUAAAAGCUUAUUUGUUUAGUGAACUAUUCCCACCUUCUGAUUAUCCAGCAUUUGAAGAAGCGAAGAAGAAAGUUUCUUUGGUUCUAUUGAACUAUCACUUCACUGAUGGAUCUAUUCGACCAAAUGU
Episyrphus balteatus (marmalade hoverfly) is the source of this 1110-nucleotide messenger RNA. Its product is annotated as UDP-glucosyltransferase 2-like. Lineage: Eukaryota; Metazoa; Arthropoda; Insecta; Diptera; Syrphidae. The record is from RefSeq and is a predicted model, not a curated record. The coding region runs from base 252 to 941 and encodes 229 amino acids. The transcript has a single exon.